Molecule: messenger RNA, 3139 nt
Organism: Rhipicephalus sanguineus (brown dog tick)
Lineage: Eukaryota; Metazoa; Arthropoda; Arachnida; Ixodida; Ixodidae
Product: methionine synthase reductase
Exons: 1
Coding region: 141-2216 (691 amino acids)
Biological process (GO): homocysteine metabolic process
Cellular component (GO): cytosol
Molecular function (GO): FMN binding; flavin adenine dinucleotide binding; [methionine synthase] reductase (NADPH) activity
Source: RefSeq, a predicted model, not a curated record
AAGCCACACGUGCUUCUCACAAUUGCAAACAAGCCCACGUGGAUUUGCCACUCACUGCUGCUAUAAAUCGUUGAAUCGGUGUUUUCCUCAAGUAACAAGUCGCAAUCACCGUUCUAGAUGUCUGCGGAGAUCAUCGAGCGAUGCGUUCAGCUGAGCAGGCGAGAAACGCGCGUUUUCUCCUCCUGUACGCUUCGCAAACAGGACAGGCCGAGGCGAUAGCUCGUCGACUGAACAACGCCGCUCUGGAGCGAGGUUUCCAGCCCGAUCUUCACUGCGUGAGCCAGUUCGGCCGCGAAUUUGACCUGACCAAGGAAAGCUGCUUCAUCGUCGUCACGUCCACGACGGACGAAGGGUUAGUGCCCGAAAACGCCCGUCGUUUCCUGCGAUACUUGCGUAAGGCACCGGAUGGCCUACUGAGCGGAACCAAGUACGCCGUUCUCGGGCUCGGCGACACCAACUAUAACAACUUUUGCAACGGCGCCAGGACUUUUGAAAGCCAGUUCGACGCCUUGGGCGCCACGAGGUUCUACGAGACCGGCUACGCCGACGACGCUGUGGGUUUGGAAAUCAUCGUAGAACCGUGGAUCACGGAACUGUGGGAGGCGUUGCAGUGUGCUCUGAGUCCUGCCGCUGCCGCCACACGUGAAAUUCAAAAGGAGGGCCUACUGCCGGAAGUGAAUAUGGAAGAGACAAGUCUCACAUGCUGCAGUCUAUCCGCUUCAACGGAGCUGACGCUUCCGCUCAUGAAAGAUCCUGUGGUAUGUGUGCAGUUUGACUCGUCCAGCGCGGCCGUCGAGAAGGCGUCUGACAGUGAAGUCAUCUGGCAAGGAGGUCAGCCGCUGCCUUUUCAAGAAUCGAACGUUUUUCACGUCGCCCUAACGUCGGCGAAGCGUCUAACAUCAUCAGACGAGGUCAAAGAAGCCUGGGAACUGGAAUUCCAGCUGCCCGCUGGCGGUAGUGAACCUGGCGUCAGCUUCAAACCGGGUGACUCGUUCGGCUUUCUCUGCGUCAAUCGCGCAGCCGAAGUAAGCUACGUCAUCGAUAGGCUGGGCGUUCCCGGUAGCCACUUGGUUGCCGUGACGCAUGCGCCGAAAGCGCGUAACAUGGACCACCUGCCUAAGGCGCCGCUUACUGUGGAAAGGUUGUUGACUACCUGCUGCGACGUUAGGGGUAUCCCGAAGAAGAUAUUCCUGAGGACACUCGCAGAGUUUACCCCAGAGGCGAGCGAGAAAAGGCGCCUGCUGGAGCUUAGUAGCAGAGAAGGCAGCAAGGACUAUGUACGCUUCAUCCUCGAAGCAAGAAACACCUUCCUCGAUGUGCUAAGGGCUUUCCCAAGCUGCAAGCCUCCUCUGGCUGCCUUGUUGGAGCACUUGCCGAGGCUCCUUCCACGCUACUAUUCAGUCUGCAGCUGGUCCCCACGGGACGACAGUGUUCCACGUCAAUUCAGGAUACUCUACAAACGAUGCCCAAUACCCGGACGUGAUGAAGAAGGCCUAUGCACUGGCUGGCUAACAGAUCUCGCCAAGAGAUGGCACACACAGCAGGACAUUGUGUCCAGCAUGACGUCCUUAUCGCUGAGUGAGAAGGCGUGGAGCAGAGUGCCCAUUUAUCUGAGGAAAAACAUGAGUUUUCAGUUUCCUGAAUCGUUGAACACGCCCGUUGUUAUGAUUGGACCGGGCUCAGGUGUGGCCCCUUUCCUUUCAUACCUUCAGUGGCGUGAAGAAGCCAUGGAUCGAAGCGGUAAAUGCGAAGUCUCGGAGACCUGGCUGUUUACGGGUUGCCGGCACCGCAGCUUAGAUUUUCUGUAUGAAGACGAACUCUGUGAACUGGUAAAGCAAAACGUUUUGUCAAAGCUGAUUGUUUCAUUUUCGAGAGAUGCUGGCUGUGGAGACGUCACCACAGACUCCGAGAUGAAGCACAGAAAAGCAGAUGAUCUAAAUGAGAAAGAUGUAAGCUGUUCAAAUUGGAUCCGUGGUGGAAAGUAUGUUCAAGACAGCAUGAGGCUUUGGCCUAAAGAUAUAGCCAGGCUGAUUUCCCUUGACAGCUCCCAUGUGUAUGUGUGUGGCGAUGCGGUCAGCAUGGCAACUAGUGUGAGAGACACAUUCGUAGAGAUCCUUGUUGAUGAGCGCAUUGUUGCGAGCAAAGAAGAUGCUCUUGCAUUUGUGAAAGAGCUUCAGAAGCAAGGCCGGUACCUAGAAGACAUUUGGACUGCAUGAUGUUUCUGACACUUAGGUUAUUUAGUUCAUUGUCUUCAGUGGUUUUAUAUUGUAGGCUUACUUUGUAAGCGUAGGAUGGAAUCGAGGAAAGAAGAUGCAAUUUUAGUACAUUUUAAUCAGUAAACAGCUAGGACAUUUUUAAGUGCAUUAAAAGCUGUGUAGUGUGUGCAAGCAGUAAAGAAAAAAGCCUGCCUUGUAUGCUUCUUAAUGAGAAAUAAUUGUUGUUGUGUUAUACAAUGUUUCAUGCCAAAUUCAUAUUAAAAGGACACUAAAGGCAAAUAGAAAUUUAUGUCAGAGUGAAAGGUCAAUGUUUGAGAAUGUCUAAAACGUCAAUAUUAUCAACAGCAGUGCUUUAGUAAUCGAAAAACUAAGGUAAAUGUCGGACACUAUAUGCGCCACCAGUGGGACUUUUUGGAAUGAGCCCGAUGACGUCAAGAGUUCCGAGUACAAAUUAUCACUAUUAUUCAAACUACUUAUGAUAAAAAAAGAACAUUCCGAGCAUUGCAAGACGUAAGAAAAUGCUGCUUGUACAUUUCUAUUUGAUUCAUGAAAAAAAGAACGUUACGUUACAGUGAAGAACGGCACGGGUAAUGCAAAAGUUCUGUUUUUGCAGGGCUGCUUUCUGCUCGUGCGGUUGCAUCUCAGUGAUAGUUACGUUAUUGCGUACUGCUGCAUGUGCCGUCUACGCUCAUUAAAACCGCUUUAACGGAAACUUCGACAAAAUGCCGUGUCUAUGUGUUGUUGUGUAAUGUGCCCUUCAGAGCAGAAACCACAGUGUUGGCUGCUGGGCAGUAAAGGUGGGCAACAUUGAGCAAGGCAAAUUCUAUGUUGGGAGGCCUUUUCAGGCGUGUGAUUUGAAGUGUACUAAUGCUGUGCAGACCACUAAAGCGCGAUUUUCAUUCAAAAUAAGCAUUUCCUUGGCA